This is a messenger RNA of Phaeoacremonium minimum UCRPA7, 573 nucleotides long. RefSeq names its product putative nad-dependent 15-hydroxyprostaglandin dehydrogenase protein. Gene Ontology annotation, cellular component: cytoplasm. The record is from RefSeq and is a predicted model, not a curated record. The transcript has 3 exons. Gene Ontology annotation, molecular function: oxidoreductase activity, acting on the CH-OH group of donors, NAD or NADP as acceptor. The coding region runs from base 1 to 573 and encodes 190 amino acids. Lineage: Eukaryota; Fungi; Ascomycota; Sordariomycetes; Togniniales; Togniniaceae.
AUGUUUGGUGACUUCUCCUUAUCCGGCAAAAUUGUUGUCAUCACCGGUGGGGCAUCCGGGAUUGGAUUGGCAUUUUGCAAGCUUGCAUUGUCGUCGAACGCAAAGGUUCUCAUUGCCGAUCUAAAGCUCAAUCCAGAGUCCGAAACUCUGGUACAAGAAAACAACAACGUCUCUUUCCAAAAAUGCGACGUGCGUAACUGGAAGGAGCUUGAGGCUUUGCCUUCAUGCUCACAUCGCGAGUUCGGAGAUAUCCCUGAUGUAUACGUAGCGAACGCUGGCGUGGGGGAAUCCAAGUUCUCAAGUUUCUGGAAUGAUGCCGAGGACGACAAAUAUGCUGCUCUAGAAGUCAACCUCAGCCACCCUAUAAAGCUAACUCGUAUCGCGAUUCGGGCGUUAACGGGCCAGGGCAAAAAGGGGGUUGUUCUGAUAACAUCCUCUAUUGCUGGGCUGCACGGCCAUUUCUCAACUCCCUUGUAUAGUGCAAGUAAGCAUGGCACGAUCGGGUUGAUCAAGAGCUUAGCUCUUGCUGAGAGGGAGGCUAAUGUUAAGGUUGUUGGAGUGUGCCCAGGGUGA